AUGAGCCACUGCGAUAACGGCUGGAACGUAAAUGUCGUCCGUUUUCUUCCCCUCGUGCUCAGGUUCUACAUCGUGACGUGGAACGUCAGCACCAAGUUCCCGGAAAACAUCUCCCUCAAUCGGUUGUUAGGACUUGAGAAUCGUCCCGAGCAGGACACGCAUUUGCCGGACUUUUUCGUGGUCGGUCUCCAGGAGGUGAACGCGCAACCACAGAACACACUGUACAACCUAUUCAAGGAUGACCUGUGGACGCAAAAGUUCAAGGAGGUGCUUAAAGAACGGGACUAUGUAGUAAUCAAAACGGAGCAAAUGCAGGGUCUGCUUUUGUCGGUGUUUGCGCGCCGGAAACACCUGCUGCAUCUGCGACAAGUGGAGACGGAGUACACCAGAACAGGUCUCGGUGGAAUUUGGGGCAACAAGGGCGCCGUUAGCAUACGUUUGAACGUGUACGGCAGCUCAAUAUGCCUGGUGAAUGCACAUCUGGCCGCACACGAUCACAUGCUGGAGGAGCGUAUCAACGAUUACGAGCGGAUUGUGCAGGAGCAAAAAUUCCAUGUGAAGACCAAGGAAACUAUCUUCGAACACGACUACGUGUUCUGGUUCGGGGAUCUGAACUUCCGGCUCACGGGAGAGGCGACAACGUCCGCCGAUGAGAUCCGCGCCAUGGUGGCACGCGACGAGCUGAAGCAGCUGAUCGAGAAGGAUCAGCUGCUGCUAGUGCGUCGCGAAGGCCGUGCAUUCAAGGAGCUGCAAGAACGGUUGCCCCAGUUCCCGCCAACGUUCAAAUUUGAGCACGGUAGCAACGACUACGACAUGAAGCGACGACCUGCCUGGACCGAUCGGAUAUUGUAUGCGGUGAAUGAAAGCAAGUAUCGCAACGUCCACCUCACGGUGGAGCAAACGUCCUACAAGAGUCAUCCGAGCUACAGUAUUAGCGAUCACAAGCCAGUGUCCAGUGAGUUCACGCUCAAGUGUACGCUGGGGCUUAAUCGAGAUGAGAACGGCAAUCUGUUCCCUGCGACUAACAAGAAGCACAAGGUGGUGCGCCGCAAAAAACGACGUCCCGUGGCGGUGCAUAGCAGAGUUGGUGCACUGGCGGACGCUCCUAGGGAAGCUAGGGUCAAUCGCAAGCCUCAGUACAAUGAUGAACACUUCCGGAAAGAAUAUAACAACCGUCUCAGCUACAAACGCGCAAUAGCGAAUAAUCACGAUGUGCAUUCUUUCGACGAUAUCGCUGCGGAUCUAAUUGAUGAUGGACAGGUGUACGAGGAUACGACCGAACGUACGAUCAGCUUCAAGCCAAUUGACCUCUGGUUGGUCGGGGAACCGAACACGAUUGAGUACGUCAUUCCGACCGGGUUUGAAGAAAGCAAUGCCGACUGGAUCGGAAUCUACCGGGAGAACUUUACUAGUCUAAGCGAGUACCUGGCCUACGAGUACACCGAAACGUACAAGGACAAGCAGCACCAGCUGAAUGAGCAGCAGCUGCAGCAUCUACAGAACACCCACACGGUUCAGUUGACGUUCUCCGAGAAUGUUAGUCUGCCGCUCGGGUCGCGCUAUCAACUGCUGUACUUCCAGAGCACGGGAACGCGAGGUGUUACGGGUCUAGUCGGCAUCAGCAGCCCAUUCGCAGUGGAGAAACGGUGUCCUUCUCCUACCUUCGACGAUAUCGAUUGAUCGCGGCCCA
This is a messenger RNA of Anopheles nili, 1690 nucleotides long. Its product is annotated as inositol polyphosphate 5-phosphatase K-like. The coding region runs from base 1 to 1680 and encodes 559 amino acids. Gene Ontology annotation, molecular function: phosphatidylinositol-4,5-bisphosphate 5-phosphatase activity. Gene Ontology annotation, cellular component: ruffle; plasma membrane; cytoplasm. The transcript has 9 exons. NCBI's taxonomy places the organism in Eukaryota, Metazoa, Arthropoda, Insecta, Diptera, Culicidae. Gene Ontology annotation, biological process: phosphatidylinositol dephosphorylation. The record is from RefSeq and is a predicted model, not a curated record.